AUGUGCGUCUUCCUCGCCAUCCAACUGCUCUGCCUCCACCGCUCCGCGCUGCACGACAUCAACUACCACGUCGUGCUUCUGGUCUGUCUGCUCCUCCUGCGCCGCAUAGUCGCCUGUUUCAUCGACUUCCAUCCGCAUGCCGCCAAUAAAGCCUCCGCACCUGCUGCUUCUUGGUCCGCCACUGGCAGCAGUGCUAGCAGCAGCUUCCUCAGUCGACUCUUCCUGAGUAGCAGGAACAGCCAAAGCGUGCUUGCACCUGCUGUUUCUCUCAGCGGUGCUGGGAACGCUACGCAUUCAGCAGCGGACAGUGUAGGUGGUAAUGUAGCUGCUAGUGAGGCUAGUAGUGGAAAAAGAGCGGCCAGUGGUGACACAAAGGAGUGGAGGGUGAAGGGCAAGGUCGGGCGGGAGUAUAGGCCGGUGGGGGAUAAAGGCAGUGCUGGUGCUGAUGUUGCUGCUGCUGCGGCCUCUGCUACUGCUGCCAGAGAGCCGUUCCCGUUGACUGGUAGUGGCGUGGUGGCAGGAGGGGCAGGAGAUGGGGUUAUCAAGGCCAGCAGCCAGCACAACACGGAUAGUUUUGGUGAAGGGGGCGGGUUUGACUCGCAAGGGGGAGGCAAGGAGCAGUUGUUGGGCGACGACUCUACUGUGAAGGGGAGCUCUCUGCUUAACCCGGGGCUUGUUGAAGCAGGGAGAAGCUCAGGGCAUGGGCAGUGGGAGCACCAUGUCUUCCCGCCCAUGGGCGUAGUCACCGGCACCUGCAGCUCCCUGAUUCUGGUGGGGCUGUAUGUUGCUGCCGUGGCUCUCCUCGCGCUCAAGCUCUCCCUCACCCUCCCCUGGCAGUCGCAGCUGCUCCUCUUUGUCCCGCCCAUCUGCUACGCCAUCAUCGUUGCUCUGCUCAACCACCAGAUUAGGUCCCUGCAUCGCGACGCUCCUCCCUCCGCCCCUCCUCCCUCGCUCCCUUCCCUGCGCCCCACCUCUCUCCUCCCCGCUUCUGUCACAUCCGAUAAGAGCACCAACACAGCAGCAGCACCGCCAGCAGCAGCAGCAGCAGCAGCAGCAGCAGCAACAACAGCCCCCCUGUCUGUUCUUCCAUCCUCCACAGUGACAGCUUCGCUUCCAUCACACUCCCUACAGCAACCACUCCUGCUCCGUCAGAGCCAACCCACAUCGUCCCAUCCUCCCUCACCCCCUCAACCCCCCAGCCAUCCAUCCGGUCUAAAUUCUCACUCUCACUCUCAAGCCUCUCCUCCCUCCUCUAUCCCGCUCACCUCCCCAUCCCCACAUGACUGCACAGUCCCACAGAAGAACCCUCUGCCUGGUGCUGAUUCUCAUGCAGCAGGAACGACUAUCCAGCAGCCAAUUAGCCUGCAUCCGGAUUUUCCCAGCAGCAACCAGCCAAUAAGCGUUCCUCUGGCGUCACAACAGACCAGUGAGCCACCUGGGGAGGUGGCCACGGGAAGGGGAGAGAGGGACGGCAGCAAGGCAGGUGCCAUGAAUGGUGGCAGCACCGAUAGCACCAGCACUAGCAGCAGCAAUGCUAGUACUGGGAUUGUCAGCACCAGCACGAGCAGCAACAGCACCGCCAGUCUCACCACCAGCAGCGCCAGCAGCAGCGUCAGCAGCAGCAGAGGCGGAAGCAUGAGGAGCAGCAGCAGUGGCAUCGGCGCUGCUUCUUCUGGUAGUGCGUCUGCAUCAUCAUCCGCGUCUGACUUCACGUGGUUCACUCGCAAGCUGCGGCGCUGGCCCAAGCUGCUGAUGCGCCUGGUGCUCGUGGAGGCGUGCAUGGGCAGCUACCUCGUGGGCGUUGUCCCCAUCAAAGGCACCUACAUGCAUGAGGACAUACUAGUGAGCCGCCUGUCAUGCUGUCUGCUGCUGGGAUAUGCGUUUGUGGGCGCGGCCAUGCUGCUGCUGAUGAAGGAGGCGGUGCUGCGCAGGGAACAGGUGGAGUAUGUGGCGGCGCACCUGGGGUGCUGGCACCGCGUUGACGUGCCCAAUUUCACCAUCAGCAGGGACGUUGCGGAGUGGAACCCUCACAGUGUGCCGUACAGUGAGGGAGCCAUCGUACAGCGGGGAGGGCGCCUCUUUGUGGGCCUCGGCAGGUUCAACACCGCUCAGCCGGGAUCGCUCUCCGCUGCCCUCCUCUUUCUGCUGCACCACCAACCCUUGGUCUUCUCCAACUGGGUUGUUGGCACACAGAUCUGCGUCUCGUUUUUGGAGCACGUCGGCCUGCCGUGGUCGCCCGCGCACUCUCCGCCCAUGGCGCAAUCCCCCUCCGCCACUCCCCCCAUGUCCCAAUCCCCCUCCGCCACUCCACCGGGCCGCUCUCCGCGCCAGCCGCCGCACGCUCUCGCUGCGUCGGGAGCGCCUCUUAAAAGCGAGCAUCCGUUUUCCGCGGCGUAUUUCCCGAAAUCCCCGUCCCUGCCGUCCCCCUCGUCCCUGCCGUCCUCCCCUUCGCUGGACGUGGUUCCCGAGGAGGACGUCUCUCUGCACGCCGCCGCUCUUGCCGAACCGAAUAGCUCAGGUUCGGCAGCAGGCGCGGGAGCAGGCUCGGCGACAUUAGGUUCCGAAGCAUCACGUUCGGCAGCAGCAGGUUCGGCGUCAUCAGCGCCGUCGGAUCGGGAUCUUUCUGGUGGGACGGGAAGGGAGGAAGCAGAGAGCUGCAAUCUCGUUCCUCUCGUCGUUGAAGACCCUAUUAUCGGCUUAACCGAAUCCCCUCCAAAAGCUGCUCCGGUAUUGGAUAUAGCACCUUCCCCUGCUGACGCCGCCGCUCCAGUCGCGUCCGCGUUAGACAGCGGUUUUCCCCGUUUGAAGCCGAUUCGUUUAAGUGCAGAGAGCCGCGAGGGCGUGAACCUGGUCGCGUCGCUGGACUUCGGGAUUGGCUCGCUGCGGGAGAGCAGAGGGGGGGGGGAGCGGGACGGGGGAGGGGGUGAGUGGCGCGCAGGGGGAAGCGCAAGGGGCAGCGGGGGAACCGCAAGGGGCAGCGGGGGGAGUGCAAGGGGGAGUGCAGGGAACGAUAGAGGAAGCGCGGGAAACGAGUUGAAAGGUGGGGGAAGCGCACGCACAGGCGGAAGUGGAUGGGCGGAAAGACGUGGCAGCUCCCCCCCAGCAGCAGGGGGCGCGCAGCAGGGGGGCGCGCACCACCAGCGACAGGCAUCAGGGGAGCGCAGCCCCGUGGGGUCGUCCGCGCCGUCCUCGCCCCUCCCCACAAUCACCAUCGGCCCCGUGGUCGUCGGCUCUCAGGUGGUGGGGCAGCAGGGGGUGGGGCAGCAGGGGGUGGGGCAGCAGGCGCAGCACCAGCGACAGGCAUCAGGGGAGCGCAGCCCCGUGGGGUCGUCCGCGCCGUCCUCCCCUCUCCCUACCAUCACCAUCGCCCCCGUGGUCACACCACCACAGCAGCAGGGGCAGCAGACCGGGCAGCAGACCGGGCAGCAGGGAGCAGCGCAGCACCAACGGCAGGCAUCAGGGGAGCGCAGUCCCGUAGGGUCGUCCGCACCCUCGUCCGCGCCGUCCUCGCCCCUCCCUACCAUCACCAUCGGCCCCGUGGUCGUGGGCUCAGAAGUGGUCUCAGAGGAAUUCGGUAUAAGGCGCCCACGCGGUGAUGGCACGCUGGCAGGAGGGGGCGGGUCAGGGAAUAUGGCGAGAAUGCUUGAGUCGACGCGACACUCCCCUCGGGGAGCGUUGGCAGGAGGGGGAGGGUCAGGGAAUGUGCUGGGAGGCUUUCCUCAUGAGCUUACCCGAAGCUCGCCUCUUGGGUCAUCUCGAACCUCGCCCAGGACACAGGACGGGUCAGCAUCGGUGGUAACCAGGUCCACGUCAGCAGCUGCUGAGUCAGACGCGGGGGAGCGCGGGCAGCGGGUGGAUUACAGCGAGAUGCUGCUGUUAGAGGGUAGCGGGUCUGACUCUGACGCGUAUGAGGAUGAGGAGGACGUGGGGUAUGUGAGGAGAUUAGUGGAGGACGAGGAGAGGUUCUUAUUGUAUGAGUUAGACUCAGAAACUGAUGAUGAGAAAGGGAGCAGCAGUAAGGUUUCGGUGGGUAAGGGCGAAGGGGAGGGUGCGUUGACGGAUGAGAAAGGGGGCAGCAGCAGCAAGGGAUCGGAGGGUAAGAGCAUGGGAGAGGGAAAAGGGGUGGAAGAGGGGAGCGCGUUGGAUAAAGACCUGUCGGUUCGAGAGGCAGAGAAGGGCAGCAGCAGUGGGACGACAGGGAAAGGGGUGGAGAUGAGUUUUGAAGCGGUGCAGAAGGGUACUGGGGCAGGGGACGGGGCGGACUCAGGGAGCGGGGCAGCAGGUGCUGCAGCAGGGGAGGCAGCGGGUGUUGACGACGGGGAGAAGGGGCGAGGGGGUGAGGGGGAGAGGAUGAACGGUGGGGCAGAGGCAGUGGAGGGAGGGAGUGCUGUGGAUCUCAUUGCGGAUUUCAUUGAUACGAGGACCAGUGACGCUGGUGGCCUGGAUGGUGGUGGUGCCGCUAAGGGUGCUGAUAGGGAGGGUGGCAGGGGUGUGCUUUUACAGAAUGUGAUUGUAGGAGACGGGGCGAGGGGCAGUGGGGGCGGGGCAGGGGGAGGGGCGGAGGAGGGGCGGAGGGAUGACGAGCAAGGGGGGGAGGGGGGAGGGGCUGGUUUUGGAGAGGAUUUUGGAGGGUUUGGGGGGGGUGGCGGAGAUAGGGGAGGAGGGGACGGGGGAGGCGGGUUUGGGCACGAUGGGGAAGGGGGGGGCUUUUCGUUCCACUCGCCCUCGAGUAACGAGGGGCUUUCGCGGGGUAACUCCGGGUGGUCGGGGCUGGGGGAGGGGUUAACCCCCCCGUCCCUGGGGAGCAGCGGAGCAGCAGUCAUGGGGGAAAUAGAGCUAGAACACGAGUUAGAGAGGAUGGGGAGCGUUGCUGAUAGCACUUUGGAGGUUUGGAAGAAGCAGGCCAGUGGUACGUUUCCGAAGCUGGCGCAGACUGCUUCGGGGAACUGGGAUUUUGCGGACAAGGGGAGCGUGGGGGGUGGGGGAGGGGAGGGGAGGAGUGAGGGGAGGAGUGGGGCGGGGAGUGAAGGGGGGAGUGCGAGGAGUAGUGUGGGUGGAGAUAGGCGGUCAAGGCUUUCGGUGGAAUCGGUUGAAGUGGGGGAGUUGGGGGAGGUUGGGGGAGUGGGGGGGGAAGAGGUGGGAAAGAGAGAGGAAGAGAAGAAGCCGGAUGAAGCGAGUGUGGGAGAAGCAGGGAGAGGGAAGGCAGUGGGGAAGGAAGGAGGGGAUGGGGCAGGGGGUGCUAAGAGGAAGGCAAAGAGUGGGGAGCAGGCAGCAGUAGGGGAUAAAGAAGAGGGGAAGGGGAAGGAGGAUGGGAAGGGGAAGGAGGAGGGGAAAGCGAAAGAGGAGGAGGAGUUUGAGACGUUCAAUCUGAGAGUCAUUCAUAGAAAAAACAGAACCGGGUUUGAGGAGGACAAGGACUUUCCGGUCGUCCUCAAUUCCGUCAUAGCUGGUCGCUACUACGUGACAGAAUACCUGGGAGCAGCGGCGUUCAGCAAGGCCAUCCAGGCACACGACCUGCACACGGGCAUGGACGUGUGCAUGAAGAUCAUCAAGAACAAUAAAGACUUCUUUGAUCAGAGUCUCGAUGAGAUCAAGCUGUUGAAGUUUAUCAAUAAGCAUGAUCCGGCGGAUGAACAUCACCUGCUGCGGAUGUAUGAUUACUUCUACCACCGGGAGCAUCUCUUCAUAAUAUGCGAGCUGCUACGAGCCAACCUGUACGAGUUCCACAAGUACAACCGGGAGUCGGGAGGAGAGGUCUAUUUCACCAUGCCGCGCAUUCAGUCCAUCGCCAAGCAAAUUCUCAAGGCCUUGCGCUUCAUGCACUCCCUUGGGCUCAUACACUGCGACCUCAAGCCCGAGAACAUCCUCAUUAAGAGCUACUCCCGCUGCCUCGUUAAAGUGAUCGACAUCGGCAGCAGCUGCUUCACAUGGGACGCGCUGUGCUCGUACGUGCAGUCAAGGUCCUACCGCGCACCGGAGGUCAUUCUAGGCCUACCUUACGGACCCAAGAUUGAUGUGUGGUCGCUCGGCUGCAUUCUGGCUGAACUGUGUUCCGGACAGGUGCUCUUCCAGAAUGACUCCCUGGCAACGCUGCUGGCGCGCGUGGUGGGCAUCAUAGGGCCCAUCGACCCCUCCCUAUUGCGCAGGGCCAAGGACACACACAAGUACUUCACACGGCACAGAGUGCUGUAUGAGAGGAACCCGGAGACGGACGCACUGGAGUAUCUGAUUCCCAAGAGGACGUCACUCAAGCACCGGCUGCCCAUGGGAGAUGAGGGCUUCCUGGAGUUUGUGGCGUUCCUGCUACAGGUGGACCCCGAUAAAAGACCGACAGCUGAUGAAGCUCUUCUACACCCGUGGAUGUCGCAUGAAUAUGAUCCCAUCACUUGA
Molecule: messenger RNA, 6390 nt
Organism: Closterium sp. Yama58-4
Lineage: Eukaryota; Viridiplantae; Streptophyta; Zygnematophyceae; Desmidiales; Closteriaceae
Source: the annotation of a GenBank genome assembly